AUGAAGCUCUCUCUGCCUUUGGCCUCAGUCCUUCUCCUCUCGAUGAUGCUCACCUUUGCCACAGGGAUGGGGACAGGGAUGAGUGGUCCGGGCCCAAGUCGUGUGUUCGAGCCAAAGUCCAAGUCGUGUGUUGGAACCAAAGACGUGAGGUUGCCAACACCGUGUACGCAGGAGGACUGUGCAUUUGUCUGCCGUCACAGGGACCUCUUACCUUUCGGAUGUCCUGGUGUUGAGUGUAUCUGUCUACAAAAUUGUUAA
Molecule: messenger RNA, 258 nt
Organism: Arabis nemorensis
Lineage: Eukaryota; Viridiplantae; Streptophyta; Magnoliopsida; Brassicales; Brassicaceae
Source: the annotation of a GenBank genome assembly